UUCCAAUUACUUUUAGAAAGUUAUUUUCUACAGAGGAUCUGAAAUGGCAGACCAGAGUGUGAAAGUGUUGGUGGCUGACAAGCACACUUGGGCAUCAACGUCUUCAGCAACCUCAGGCAAACGAGGGGUUGAACUCUUGAAGGCCAUCGAAAGCGUAACGAGAUCGAUUGUCAAAGACAACAUCUCUUUUGAGAGCGACCGCCACCUGCUCGGUGCUGCUCCAGAGCAACAACAGCGCCUCCUGAAGGCUGUUCUUGAUCAGCAAUGGCCAGGCAUCGAGGAGUAUGGAGAGGAGUUCUUCAAGGUCUAUGCUGCUGCCUCGCGUCGGCAGCAGUUCACCCGUGCCUAUGUGCGCAAGGCGCUUGAGACUCUUGACCACGGCUUCAGCACCUUUGAUCGUAAUCUGAUCUACUAUGCCAGCCUGGUCAACGAUGCCUACGACUGCUGGUACAAGGCUUGGGCCAAGGCGGUCCAGGGCAAUGCCACAGCCAAGCAGCUGGCCCAGGAUGACAAGGAGGGCAAGGUGCCAAAGGAGCUCUUCAACCAUUACACCAUCAUCAGCACAUCCCCGGACGGCCAAUACACGCAGGCACCCUACGCCGCUGCCUUCCCUGCAGAGAUCGGCAAGAUUGUCUCCAUCUUUGAUGAGUGGAUUGCAGAGAUGUCCAAGGUAGAGGCAGAGGAUACUGCAGUGAAGGCAGACUAUCUCGACUACCUGAAGCAGUACCGGACAUGUCUGGCAGAGACAGACAUCGACAGGUUGGAGGACGAGUGGCGGAUCCUGGAUGAAAAGUGGAUGCGCAUUCGGUACUGGAUUCAGAUUGUUCACGACAUUGAGUAUGGGUAUGGUGACCCACUGCGGACCAAGGUGUCCCCAGAGUUUUCCAUCCGGCUGCAAGACCAGGACUAUGCUGCUGAGAACGCCACCAUUGCAAAGAUCCAGGAUGUGAUGGUGGAGUAUUUUCAGAAGCGCGAAGGGCAGCUGGCCAAGGAGGGCAUUGGGGCGCUGAAGAAGUCCCUGGCUGCCAUCUACUACCUGCCCUUCCAGUGCGGCGUCAACCUCUACUUUCGCUUCUCGGGCCAGUCCAUCCCCAACAGGUCUGAGGUGCGGCAGGCAGAGGGAGUGAAGAUCUACUUUGACCCGGUGUCGACUGCCGCGCGCGAGGAGUCUGCGCGCGAGCUGGCCGCUCGAGUACUGGCCGACCCUGCCAGGAACAGCAUCGACACGGUGGGCACGAUAGUGUGGCAUGUGGCGGCGCAUGAGAUAGGGCACGCCAUCUACGGCCUUGACGCAGUGAAGGACGCAAUCCGGGUGUCCACCAAGACCCUGCUGGAGGAGCCACGCGCAGAGCUGACCGCCCUGCACACCAUGCGCCUCCUGCUGCCCGCCGGCCUCCUCACCGAGGCGGAUGUGCAGGGGGCGGUGGCCAGCUUCAUGCUGCAGGACCUGCGGCGCUUCCAGAUGUUUGACAGCAGCGCCACGCGGCCCUACACAGUCAGCGCCAUGGCCUGCUGGAAGCGCGCAGCCGACCUGGGCUACAUCACUCUCGACACCCACAACAAGGUGACGAUUGAUGACUCCAAGGUGCUGGCAUUCCUGGACGAAUCAUCCAGGGUGUUCGAAACAAUUCUGGAUGCAGAGGACAGGAGCGAUGGGCCCACAAUCGAGAAGGUGCUGGCUGACAUGGAGGCGGCUGAGACAGCGCCCAUUGUCAAGUUCCUGAUUGACGAGCUGUUCACAAAGGAGAGGAGCAAGGGAGCUUAGGAAGAGAUUAGGAAUGUUGUAGCUUCAGCGAGUCUCCAGUGCAGAGUCCGGCUCUGAAUCCAGGAAUAGCGUCUUUGGUGAAGAGCUGCUAAUCUUCGUCAAGAAAACAUGUACAUGUCGCGAAUCUGUGCAGAAUAGGAAACUUCGCAAAUAUGUCAGUGCCGCUCAAGACUGCCUGAUCGGUGAUCAGCAUGAUGGCUUCUGCACCAAGCAGUCGGUAGUCCUCAUGUCUAAAUGGAAUUUCUCAGGCGUUAGCUUGCAAACCAAUCAGCAAAUAAUUGCUUGCUAGUAACAACGUAGUAAUACAUUGGCUUAUGC
Molecule: messenger RNA, 2083 nt
Organism: Coccomyxa subellipsoidea C-169
Lineage: Eukaryota; Viridiplantae; Chlorophyta; Trebouxiophyceae; Coccomyxaceae
Exons: 12
Coding region: 44-1765 (573 amino acids)
Source: RefSeq, a predicted model, not a curated record